AUGUCUAAGUCACUCCAGCUCAAGAAUGAAGGGAACAAAUGUUUCCAGGCGGGGGACUACGUCGGCGCCGAUAGCCUCUACUCCAAAGCCAUCAUCGCCGACCCCAAAAAUCCUGCUCUCUACACUAAUCGCGCCAUGGCCCGCCUUAAGCUUAAUUAUUGGGACUCGGUGAUCACCGACUGCGAAGCUUGUUUGCAGCUGACGCCUGACAACAUGAAGGCCCGGUACUAUCUUGCCCAAGCACAGAUCGCUCUUCGCGACUAUGACGCUGCGCUUGAGAACGCUCUGCAUGCGCACAAGCUGUGCGCCGCUUCGGGGGAUCGCUCGCUCGCUGCUGUGACGGCUCUCGUUCUUCGCUGCAAGAAAGAGCGCUGGGACGAUCUCGAGAAGAAGCGUGUUCGCGAGUCGCAGGAUCUUGAAAGGGAGAUGCUUGAAUUAUUGACCAAGGACAAAGAGGCUACGCUAGCGGACACGGAGGAUGGAAUGGUGAAGCAGGAAAUUGAGGAGGAGAGUGAUGCCAAGAUUGAGAGGAUGAAGGAGAUCUUUGAAAGAGCAAGGGCAGACGGUGAGAAGAAGAGAGAGGUUCCAGACUGGGCCAUUGACGACAUCAGCUUUGGUUUCAUGGUUGAUCCUGUCAUGACCAAGACUGGAAAGUCAUACGAGCGUGCGUCUAUCAUGGAGCACCUGAAUAGGCAUCAUAGUGACCCUCUCACGCGCGAGCCACUCGUGCCUUCUGAGCUGCGGCCAAACCUGGCAUUGAAGCAAGCCUGCGAGGAGUUCCUCGAGCAGAACGGUUGGGCUGCUGAUUGGUAG
Messenger RNA from Fusarium mangiferae, 813 nucleotides. RefSeq lists its product as uncharacterized. The transcript has 3 exons. Gene Ontology annotation, biological process: protein quality control for misfolded or incompletely synthesized proteins; cellular response to misfolded protein; proteasome-mediated ubiquitin-dependent protein catabolic process. Lineage: Eukaryota; Fungi; Ascomycota; Sordariomycetes; Hypocreales; Nectriaceae. Gene Ontology annotation, molecular function: protein-folding chaperone binding; ubiquitin protein ligase activity. Gene Ontology annotation, cellular component: cytoplasm. The record is from RefSeq and is a predicted model, not a curated record. The coding region runs from base 1 to 813 and encodes 270 amino acids.